Ochlerotatus camptorhynchus is the source of this 1093-nucleotide messenger RNA. RefSeq names its product major centromere autoantigen B-like. The coding region runs from base 197 to 997 and encodes 266 amino acids. The transcript is spliced from 4 exons. The record is from RefSeq and is a predicted model, not a curated record. Lineage: Eukaryota; Metazoa; Arthropoda; Insecta; Diptera; Culicidae.
CCAAAACGGACAUGCAGUGAGAUUUAAGUAGAGAGUUGGCUCAUUAAUAGUUGUGCUUCUGUGGCCUUAGGAUCUAGACUUUAAUUCGAUCCUUCCUUCCAAGUGCUGUGAGCUAAAGUUUUCUCCAAGUUGGUUAAUAAUUUAACCGUUAUUGCCGAACGGAAGAGAAAAGUUAGAAUCCAAGUACUCCAAGAAUAUGGCAGAGCCGGAGAAAGAGAAGGAGCCCCAGCAGGAACCCAGCUUGGAAGAGAAGAAGGAGCCAGAAGAGAAAAAGGAGCCAGAACCGACGAAAGAGCCAGACGCGACAAAGGAGCCAGAAGCGACAACGGAGCCAGAAGCACCAAAGGAGCCAGAAGCGACAAAAGAGCCAGAAGAGAAACUAGAAAAGGUGGAGGAAGAGGGGGAAGAUAAGGCGGUGGAAGAGGGGGAGGAAGAAGAGGAUGAUGAAGAGGAGGAGGAUGAAGACGAUGAUGAAGAAGAAGAAAGCUCUGAAGAAGAAGCUCCAGCGCCAGUGAAGCAAAAAUCUAUGGCCAUAUUCAUCCUAUUACACGAAUUUAUCGAGCAGACAAACAGAUUCCUAGUCCAGUUUGAUGAUUUGGUAGAAAAGAGGGAACAACACAAAUCUCUGUAUCUAGCGCACGUGAACCCAUUGAGAGAAAGGCUUGUGGCUUUACUGUUACGGUUCAUGCAAAACGAACUACCACGCGACGAUUACCUAUAUAAACAUAUAAAAUGUUGCGAGGACGAGCCGCUAAACAAUGAAGAAUUUGCAGAGCACUACGAGGAAGUCCACAAGAAGGAUGACGAGAGCAAGUCAUUCUCAGAGAUAGGUACUAUUGAUGCUUUUCAUCAAACCUGUAACCACUACAUUGCUGAGGGAAAAGUUGUUAACGUUGAUUUACUCUUCAAACUGAGACGGCUACUGCGGAAGUCGAAUACUGCCCUAGGAGGUGUUAUGCUGGAUACAAGCGAGUCCAUUAAAGCAUCGAUGGAUUAAACUAUAUAUUUAAUCAAUUAAGAUAGAAUAUUGCCAAACAAGGUGAACUAAAUACUACAAUCCAUUAAUCAAACGACUUAUGAUUCGAAUAAUAAA